Molecule: messenger RNA, 771 nt
Organism: Arabidopsis thaliana (thale cress)
Lineage: Eukaryota; Viridiplantae; Streptophyta; Magnoliopsida; Brassicales; Brassicaceae
Product: cysteine-rich repeat secretory-like protein (DUF26 and DUF1204)
Exons: 2
Coding region: 1-771 (256 amino acids)
Cellular component (GO): extracellular region
Source: RefSeq, marked reviewed
AUGUCUUCAGUUUUUGGAUCUGUCCAUAUCUUGGCCAUGAUAGCCAUACAACUCCUCCUUACACACAGUGUUUCAUCUCUGAACCUUACCAAUGCGUAUCUGCACCACAAAUGCAGCAACACUCAAGGAAAAUAUAAGCAGGGGAGCGCGUUCGAGAAAAAUCUCAACUUAGUCCUCAGUACCAUCACCUCGAUUGGAAAUUUUCGUGACGGUUUCCGCUACACCGAAGAAGGUGAGGAUCCCAAUAACGUCUUUGUCAUGUUCCAGUGUCGCGGCGACUCCUACUGGUCCAAGUGCCCCCCUUGCAUUAGCACCGCCGUCUCUGGGCUUCGUAGGAGAUGUCCAAGAAAUAAGGGAGCAAUAAUAUGGUAUGACCAAUGUCUUUUAAAGAUAUCUUCAGUUGCCUCCUUCAAUAAGAUAGAUUAUGAGAACGAUUUCUAUUUGUCCAACCCAAACAACAUGAGUGAUCGGGGGUUGUUCAACAAGGAGACGUCGGCUCUCCUGGAGAAGCUGGCAUAUAAAGCCUCCGAUAGAAACAACUUGGAUGGUAAACAAUUGGUGUUGUACGCAGCAGGGGAGAAGAGAAUUGGGACAAAGAAGGUGUAUGCAAUGGUGCAGUGUACGAAAGACUUAAUAUUUACAAAGUGCUUUGAGUGUUUGGAAGGGAUUUUGAGGAAGUUUCCACAGUGUUGUGACGGUAAACGAGGAGGGAGAGUUUUCGGUACGAGCUGUAACUUUAGGUAUGAGUUAUAUCCUUUUCUUAGAAACUAA